AUGGAGCUUCGUGUGAAAUAUUUCGGGUUUUUUCUUCUAGUAGUGAUAGGAAGUCUUCAACAAGUUUUGGCACAGUGUCCUAGCAACCCGUACCGAACAUUCGAUGGAACCUGCAAUAAUAUUCAAGUCCCGUCCUGGGGUGCCGCUAAUACACUGUUUACACGGUUGCUUCCACCUAAAUACAGUGAUAGAAGAUCUCGGCCAGCAUUAGCCAAGGAUGGUAGUGAGUUGCCUAAUGCCCGACUGCUUUCGGUUAAAGUUUUCGAUGAGGGUGAACAGAACAGUCCGGAGUUCUCGCUGCUUAACAUGCAGUUUGGCCAGAUCGUGGCUCACGAUAUGGCCCUAACGCGUGGAGUUCGUGAUCAGUUACCGUGCUGUGCCAAUGGUCGCUUACAGCCUAAUCGCGACCCGAGAUGCUUUGCCAUUCCCGUAUCUCCCGAUGAUCCCGUGUUUUCUGCCCGAGGAAUAGAGUGCUUGAGUAUGAUCCGUACCCUCACCAACUGCGAUGAGAAUCCCUCUAACUGCACAAGGGCAGAGCAGAUCAACGCCGUAACGUCGUACUUGGACCUAUCCAUCGUAUAUGGGAACUCCGUUGAAGAAGCUCAAGCACUCCGGGAGCCUAACACCGGUUUCUUGAAAGUUGAAAUACGCGAUGGUCAAGAUUGGCCACCGAGACAUCCGAGCGCAGGUGCCACCUGUACCUUGAAAACUCCCAAUGAUGCUUGUUAUCUCACUGGUGAUGGACGAGCAAAUCAGAGUCCUCAUCUCGCAAUACUUCAAACCGUCUUUGUACGGGAACACAAUCGUAUUGCCAGGGAAAUGCAACGUCUUAACGGUAAUUUGAACAACGAAGAAGUGUUUCAACGGGCUCGUCAUCUCAAUAUCGCUCAGUACCAGCACAUCGUGUACUAUGAGUGGUUGCCAAACUUCUUGGGUCGAAGCUACAUGUUGGAAAAUCAAUUGAUAUAUCAACCAAGAUCUCUAACGAACGAUUACAAUGCCUUUACGAAUCCUUCGGUUAUCAACUCCCAUACGACCGCUGCCUUCCGAUUUUUUCACUCCUCGAUACAGGGUACGCUGAAACUCUACGAGGAAAGUCGCAUAUCCAUGGGCAAGAUCGACAUCAACGAUCAUACCAACAAUCCUACGAUUUUGGAGGAAGCUUCCGAUCGAUAUGCUGAUCUACUUCGUGGUUUGACUACUCAGCCGAUGGGACUUCAUGAUACUAGUCUCGAUCCUGCCACCAAGCAUUUCCUCUUCCGCUUCAACAACAUGUUCGGAACGGACCUUAAAUCGCUCGACAUCCAGCGUGCUCGCGAUCAUGGCCUGCCCGGAUACAAUGAUUUUGUUUUUUACUGCUUCCAAGAGCGUGUUGCAACUUGGAAUAAUUACAACAAACUUCUACUACCUGAGGCAAUUGAGCUACUGAGCACGUACUACAAAUCGGUUGACGAUCUCGAUCUGUCCGUCGGGUUGGCGUUCGAGAAGAAGAUCGACGGUACGCAGACUGGCCAAGUAAUGCAGUGUAUUAUGGGCGAGCAGUUCCGACGUACCAGAAAGGGCGACCGGUUUUUCUACGAAAAUGGAAACUAUUUCACUAGUACGCAAGUGACAGAAAUUCGCAAAGCAAACAUGGCACGCAUUCUGUGUGAUACUGCCCGUGUAAACCGUGUGGUAGCAGUCACACAGAUGCAGCCUGCCGCAUUCCUUCUGCCAUCAAGCACGAAUCAGUUGCGAUCAUGCUUUUCAAAUCCCACUCCUAGUAUAAGAGAAUUUAUACAAACAAAGUACGAUUAG
Molecule: messenger RNA, 1797 nt
Organism: Anopheles arabiensis
Lineage: Eukaryota; Metazoa; Arthropoda; Insecta; Diptera; Culicidae
Product: peroxidase-like
Exons: 4
Coding region: 1-1797 (598 amino acids)
Biological process (GO): response to oxidative stress
Molecular function (GO): peroxidase activity; heme binding
Source: RefSeq, a predicted model, not a curated record